AUGGAUGAGGAAGCAGCGACCGAAACUGAUCCUUUGCUGUCAAAGUAUCCAGCUGCGUCUCGUCGUCGAUUUGACGAUGCCACACCAAGACCCAACCCAAUUCCCAUUGCGCCUCAACCAACGCCAAACAACAAUGAUCCAGACACGGACAGCGAGCCUCUUUCUCAACAGGAUGUCUACACUCUCCUUGGCAUGGCUCCUCCCACAGCAAACAACACAACGCCUCGUCACCUCGAAUCCGCGCAUGGCUUCUAUAGCCAGGUUGUGAAGAGCGAGCGUCGCGCAGCACAUCACUAUCGGCUCUACGAUGUCGCAAUCUUCUUCCUCAUGAUCGUCCAGCUCUGUAUCUCGGCUGUGUUUGUUGUACUUGGCUCGUUGCCUAAUCUCGAUCGUCAUCAUGUGGCUGUCGCAUCCCUGGGCGCAAUCGGCACUGUAGUAGCAGGAAUGCUGGCGCUGAUGAAAGGCCAAGGACUGCCGAAUCGCCUACGCAUGGAGCGCGAUGCUUUGAGAAGAGUGGUGUUCGAAACGGAAGAGCUGUACUGGGAUGCUAGGGCUGGUAGAGAGGUGGACUUUGCUGAUGUUGAGAGAUUGAGAGAUGCAUAUGUUGCUGUGGUGGAAGAUGCGAGGAAGAACCAUCCUGAUGUGUGGACUUCGAGUCCGGUACCUGUGCGGGUCAAGACGGGGUUGAGUGGAAAAGGGAUGCAACUGCCGGGCGCGGCGCAGAUCGCGAAACUGUAA
This is a messenger RNA of Aureobasidium vineae, 738 nucleotides long. NCBI's taxonomy places the organism in Eukaryota, Fungi, Ascomycota, Dothideomycetes, Dothideales, Saccotheciaceae. The record is from the annotation of a GenBank genome assembly.